UUCGCGGUUCUAGCACUCCUUGCACCUCAGGGAUGCUGCAGUAGAGCCAAUAGGCAUGCUUGAAGCUGCGCACAGCCGUCGUCAGCAGCUGGGGUGUUGUAGGAAUACAAUGCUCCCUGUUGUCGUCGAAGAUGUGCUGUUCAAUCUUUACUGUCAAGUCCUGUCUCUUUCUUUGCCAAUAUGUUGCUUCCCGUUGUUCAUGUGCUCGCCUUCGUUGCUACUGUCCAGGGAGCUGUAGCUAAACCCCGAGAUGUAGUCGGCGAUCUACAACACCAAGCAAUCGCAGCAUUGAAAGGAGUGAAAACGCAUGGUCCUCAAACAUGCAAGCUAUCGAAGGCGGCUGUUCGAAAGGACUGGGCCUCAAUGUCGGGCAAGGAACGCAAAGCCUACACAACCGCCGUACAAUGCCUGCUCGCUUCGCCUUCGAAAUCCGACCCAGCCCUGGUCCCAGGUGCUCGCAACCGAUACGACGAUUUCGUCGGACAACACAUCAAUCAGACGCUCACGAUCCACGGCACCGGCAACUUCUUGACCUGGCACCGCAUGUUCGUCUACGCCUAUGAGAAAGCUCUAAGAGAAGAGUGCGACUACGCCGGCUAUCAGCCCUACUGGAACUGGUUCUCGCACCAGUCCAACCUCAAAGCCUCUCCCGUAUUCGACGGCUCCGCAACAAGUAUGAGCGGCGACGGAUCCUUCGUUGCUCACAACGGCAGCGUGGGCGGUGGCGGCACCAUCUUCCUACCCUCGGGAGAAGGCGGCGGAUGUCUCCUAGGAGGCCCGUUCAAAGGCAUGACUGCGAAUCUCGGCCCUGUGUCGCCGACUAUGAGGGGCCAGGAGAGGGUCAAUGGCAGUCUAUCGUAUAACCCGCGCUGUCUCAAGAGAGACCUGACGACAUAUGCUUCUUCGAACUGGCUCACCGAUGCGAACCUGCUCAACAUCACAACGGGCGCGGCGUCGAAGUCGCUUAGCCUGUUCCAAAACGAGCUCCAAGGGCGCUUCUCCGACGGUUUCCUCGGCCUACACGCCGCAGGCCACUUCAGCAUCGGCGGUGACGCGGGCGACAUCUUCUCCUCGCCCGUCGAUCCAGUCUUCUUCCUGCACCACGCCAUGGUCGACCGCGUCUACUGGAUCUGGCAAGCCCUGCACUUGGACCAGGCGAAAACCGUUGCCGGCACGAUCACGCUGAACAACAACCCGCCGAGCCGCGACGCUACUUUGGAGGAUCUCAUCGAGUUGAAUUACUUGGACAUGGAACCUACGACGAUCGGAGACCUGACUGAUACGUUGGGGAAUGGGCUGUGCUAUGUGUACCAAUGAGCGAGGGGCGCAGGCACAAAUGUAUACCACGAACACGAAUAUAGACUCGACGAAGGGCCAAAAGAGAUACUGUGCUCGUAAUCGAGACCACAUGGAUACCUCGUUAGCUACGUGAUCGUCUCAUCGCACAUCACGAUCG
Didymella exigua CBS 183.55 is the source of this 1456-nucleotide messenger RNA. RefSeq names its product Di-copper centre-containing protein. Bases 181 to 1317 code for a protein of 378 amino acids. The record is from RefSeq and is a predicted model, not a curated record. Lineage: Eukaryota; Fungi; Ascomycota; Dothideomycetes; Pleosporales; Didymellaceae. Gene Ontology annotation, molecular function: oxidoreductase activity. The transcript has 4 exons.